AUGGGGGUGGAUAAUGGGAGAUGUAGCUUCAAGAAUGUUGGAAGGAAGAUUGUUCCAGUGCUUGAUAAAUCUAUAGCUAAAGAAGUUUGUAAUUUCAAGGCUUUUUUGAUAUCUUUUGAGAUAUGUCUGCAUGCACAUGGAUUUACUCUUGCAGAGUCAAAUUAUGAAUUUUCAAUAUCUGGAUAUAUCAGGGAAAAAUCAAGAGAAAAACACCGUCAGGAGAAACUGAAGCUACAGGAAGAGGGAAAACAAAAAGGAAAGCAGAAACAGUUUAAAAGAAAACAAACAGCCUGGUCUCAGAACAAAGAAAAGAAAAACAAGCGACAGGACAGAAGACAGCGGAAAGAGUUGUCAAAGAAAAGAAAACAGCAACAAUUUGAUGAAGAGGACUUGGCUGAACUUGCCAAAGAUGCCAUGCUAGUGAAGAAACUCAAGAGGGGCAAGAUAUCUGAUAAAGAAUAUGAAGAUGAGAUUGGUCUAAAUGCAUAAUGUUGCUGAAAAUUUCACUGUAAAUUUAUUAGUGAACUAAUUGUAAUGUAAAUGCUGGAAUGAGACACAGUAUUCACUGGAAAUAUGCUACCAUUGUCUACAAGAUAUAAGCAACCUAUGUACGGGAGAUUUUAUCAGUGUUUACUACAAGAUACAAAUGGGAUACAAUAUUGACUGGUACCCAUUUAUACUGGUACCCAUUUAUACUCUUGGGCGGGUGGAGAGGAGCAAUGCAGAUACUACUACUUGCUCAAGGGCACAAGCAAAAUGCACAGCGAGGGAUUGAAACCCUGACCUCCGCCUUUACUACUAGAUGCAAAUGGAGCACAGUAUGCCUUUGAGGUUUUUAUCUGUGUUUACUACAAGAUAUAUAACAUGAAACAGUAUACACUGGAGUUUCUGCAUGUGUUUACUACAAGAUACAAAAUGGGACACAGUAUGCCCUGAGAAUUUACCAUUCUUUACUACAAGAUACUAACAGAACACAGUAUACACUGGAGAUUCUACCCAUGUUUACUACAAGAUACAAUGAGAACACAAUAUGCCCUUGAGGUUUUAUUUGUGUUUACAAGAUACAAAACGGGACACAGUAUGCACUUGAGGUUUUACCAGUAUUUACUAGCAGACACAAAAUGGGACACAGUAUGCCCUUGAGUUUUUACCAGUGUUUACUACAAUAUACAAAACUGGACAAAGUAUGCACUUGAGGUUUUACCAGUAUUCACUAGAAGAUACAAAACGGGACGCAGUAUGCCCUUGAGGUUUUACCAGUAUUCACUAGAAGAUACAAAACGGGACGCAGUAUGCCCUUGAGGUUUUACCCGUGUUUACUACAAGAUACAAAGCAGGACACAUUAUGCUCUUAAGAUUUUACCUGUGUUUACUACAAGAUACAAAACGGGACACAGUAUGCCCUUGAGGUUUUACCCGUGUUUACUACAAGAUACAAAGCAGGACACAUUAUGCCCUUGAGGUUUUACCUGUGUUUUCUACCACAAGAUACAAAAUGGGACACAUGAUGCCUUAUAGUUUUACUGGUGUUUACUACAAGAUACAAAACGGGACACAGUAUGCCCUUGAGGUUUUACCCGUGUUUACUACAAGAUACAAAGCAGGACACAUUAUGCUCUUAAGAUUUUACCUGUGUUUACUACAAGAUACAAAAUGGGACACAGUAUGCCCUUGAAAUUUUACCCGUGUUAACUACAAGAUAAAAAAUGUGACACAUUAUGCCCUUGAGGUUUUACCAUUCUUUACUACAAGAUACGAAUUGGGAAACAGUAUGCCCUUGAGGUUUCACUGGUGUUUACUACAAGAUACAGAACGGACACAGUAUGCCUUUGAGGUUUUACCUGUGUUUUCUACCACAAGAUACAAAAUGGGACACAUGAUGCCUUAUAGUUUUACUGGUGUUUACUACAAGAUACAAAACGAUACACAGUAUGCCCUUGAGGUUUUACCAGUGUCCCAAAAGUUGUUUUUAACUGGACCUGUAUUAAACAAUUUUGUUUAUAUGUGAUAGUUAAGAAUUUUGUGCAGUAAAUUACUAUAAGAAUUGAGACAAAUAAAUUAAAAAUGAUGGCAUUUAUUGUCACUUUUAUUUAAUUACAGGGAACAUUUUUUAUUUUCUGCCAAAAACUGCCCCCCCCGGGGCAGUUUCUGUCGGCCAUGAAUUAUAAGUAGAAUUUUCUAUUCCAAAUUGAUCACCAAUCAACGACAAGUAUGAUGAUGAUAAUAAUAACAAAUAUAUACGUGACAAAUAUUAAUAAUAAUAAUAACUAGACUUACUAUGUCAGAACAUAGGGCUUUUUUUCAUUUUGCCAUAAUGAGAAGUGAUGUUGAAAUUGCAACAAAAAAGUCACUAAAAAGUAUAAAGUAAAAAACAGGAAAAACAAAAAUACUAUUAAAACACUACUAAAGAAAAUUAUGUUUUUUUUAUAACUUUAGUCACAGAAACAUAAAGCCUUGUAGGAACAUAAUGCUUAUAUUUAAAAUUGUCUUAAAUGAAACAAAUACAGUAUUAACAUCUUUCAAUUUCAAAGCAGAAACGCUCGUACAUGUGACAACAGCUGUAUUAGACAUUCUAAACAUAUAUCAAACAUUUUACAAAACAUUACAGGAAACCGUUACAUUAUUGAUGAGAGUUCUGAUUAAAAAUUAAUAGCUUUUUAAUGUCUGGUGGGGUAAUGGGAUGGGGUCAAGUGUCAGCUCGUAAGGUAAAUCGAGAGCAUGAUAGAAAAAAAAGAGGCGGCAAACUGUUUACCCGAUUUACAUUACAUAUAUUUGCAUAUGUUCACUAACAAACUUUAUUCAUUUUCCCAUAAUAGUAAAUAAAAUAUACACGAGACGCAUCACGGCCAAUAGGUAAGGUAAGAGUUAAGCUACUAUUAGAAAAUGGUUCCUUUUGUACCAUGUGACUAGAAUUACGAUGUUGAAUCUGUGGAAAAAAGAUAAUAAUAACCGAUACAUUUUCUGUUUUCUUUUUGGUUGGUGAGCUGCUUGAGGUUGUAGAUAUUAAAACCAAUAAUUUGUAUUAAA
Anneissia japonica is the source of this 3027-nucleotide messenger RNA. Its product is annotated as ATP-dependent RNA helicase DDX55-like. Bases 1 to 489 code for a protein of 162 amino acids. The record is from RefSeq and is a predicted model, not a curated record. The transcript has 6 exons. NCBI's taxonomy places the organism in Eukaryota, Metazoa, Echinodermata, Crinoidea, Comatulida, Comatulidae.